Molecule: messenger RNA, 1096 nt
Organism: Carassius auratus (goldfish)
Lineage: Eukaryota; Metazoa; Chordata; Actinopteri; Cypriniformes; Cyprinidae
Product: cell wall protein IFF6-like
Exons: 6
Cellular component (GO): extracellular region
Molecular function (GO): peptidase inhibitor activity
Source: RefSeq, a predicted model, not a curated record
CAUUAUCAUUUGUGUGCAUUGUUGUCCACACCUCAAUUCAGUGCAUUUUCUAGUAGGGAUCAUUAUGAGAUCGCAGGUUGGGACGAUGACAGCUCGAUUGUACUUCUCAUUGAUUGCUGUAUUAUGUUGUCUUUCUGGAUACUUGAGCCUAACAGAUGUUAUUCAAGGACAAACUGCAGCAAAGCCAGGAGAGUGUCCACCUCAAACAUCUGGAAGCUUGUUUAAUGGGUCCUGUAACAGUGACUCUGACUGUCCCAACGAUGAGAAGUGCUGCGGCAAUGGAAGUGGACAUUACUGUACAGCUCCUUAUACAGUGAAGCCGGGUCAGUGUCCCAAACCGAAGAGCGUUCAAGAAUGUGCUGACCUCUGUUUCCAUGAUGGCCAGUGUCCUGACACACAGAAAUGUUGCCCAACCAUCUGUGGCCAUGUAUGUAGUGAGCAAAGUGAUCAGCAAAGUGAUCAGCAAAGUGAUCAGGGUAGUGGUCAAGGUCAGGGAAGCGGCCAGGGUAGUGGUGAAGGUCAGGGUAGUGGUCAAGGUCAAGGAAGCGGUCAGGGAAGCGGCUAUGGUCAGGGAAGCGGCUAUGGUCAGGGAAGCGGCUAUGGUCAUGGUCAGGGAAGCGGCUACGGUCAGGGAAGCGGCUACGGCCAAGGUCAGGGAAGCGGUCAGGGAAGCGGCUACGGUCAGGGAAGCGGUUACGGUCAAGGUCAGGGAAGCGGUUACGGUCAAGGAAGCGGUCAGGGAAGCGGUCAGGGAAGCGGCUACGGUCAGGGAAGCGGCUACGGUCAGGGAAGCGGCUACGGUCAGGGUAGCGGUUACGGUCAAGGUAGCGGUUAUGGUCAGGGAAGCGGCUAUGGUCAGGGUAGCGGUUACGGUCAAGGUCAGGGUAGCGGUUAUGGUCAGGGUAGCGGUUACGGUCAAGGUCAGGGUAGCGGUCAGGGAAGCGGCUAUGGUCAGGGUAGUGGUUACGGUCAGGGUAGUGGUUACGGUCAGGGUAGUGGCUACGGUCAGGGUAGCGGCUACGGUCAGGGAAGCGGCUAUGGUCAGGGAAGUGGACAGGGAAGCGGACAGGGACAGGGAAGCGGACAGGGUCAGGGU